AGAGAGAGAGAGAGAGAGAGAGAGAGAGAAAGUUCUUCCUACAGUGAAAAGGACGAGUGAGAAGAAACUAGCGAAAACCAGCACGCGAACUCCACGGCGUCCUCUGGUUUUGAUCUGGGUCAGCGGAAUCUUCCUUUAUAAAUGCUCUUCUGUGGAGAUUCCACCCUUCAAAGUUAAAAAUUUUCCGACUCUCUUCUUCAAGCUCCCUCCCUCUCUAUCUCUGCUGUUGAAUGGGUUCGAUUCCUGCUUUCUCUUCCGUCCCUGCCGUGAAGUCCUCGCUCGCGCCGGAGCCUCGCGAUCGCGCGGCCAUCAAUCCCGGGAAGCUCGACGGGGCCGCGUGCUUCGGGUCGCCCAUGGGCGCCACCGGGGGGUCGGCCGGCGUUUCGGAUACGACGAAGAAGAAGAUUGUGACCGGCGACUUCGGUUACGUCCUCGAAGACGUCCCUCAUUUGUCUGACUACAUUCCUAAUCUCCCUACUUAUCCUAACCCGUUACAAGACAAUCCUUCAUAUUCAGUUGUGAAGCAGUAUUUUGUCCAUGUCGAUGACACCGUGCCCCAAAAGGUUGUCGUCCACAAGGACAGUCCAAGAGGAGUACAUUUCCGACGGGCAGGGCCGCGUCAACAGGUGUAUUUUGAGUCCGAUGAUGUUCAUGCGUGUAUUGUGACAUGUGGAGGUCUCUGUCCGGGGCUCAACACGGUGAUCAGGGAAAUUGUUUGCGGGUUGUACAAUAUGUACGGUGUCAAGAGAGUUCUCGGCAUAGAGGGUGGCUACAGGGGUUUCUAUGCUCGAAAUACAGUUCCUUUGACUCCAAAGGUCGUAAAUGAUAUCCACAAACGUGGAGGAACCAUCCUUGGUACUUCACGCGGUGGUCAUGAUACAAAAAAGAUAGUCGACAGCAUCCAAGAUAGGGGAAUCAACCAGGUCUAUAUAAUCGGGGGUGAUGGAAGUCAGAGAGGGGCAUCUGUGAUAUUCGAGGAAAUUAGAAGACGAGGUCUGAAAGUAGCGGUGGCCGGUAUCCCCAAGACCAUUGAUAAUGACAUACCAGUUAUUGACAGGUCUUUUGGCUUCAACACUGCCGUUGAGGAGGCUCAGCGUGCGAUCAAUGCUGCCCAUGUUGAAGCUGAGAGUGUCGAGAAUGGUAUUGGUGUAGUAAAGCUGAUGGGCCGCUAUAGCGGAUUCAUUGCAAUGUAUGCCACUCUUGCAAGCCGCGACGUGGACUGUUGCUUGAUUCCAGAGUCGCCCUUUUACCUCGAAGGUGCUGGUGGGCUUUUCGAGUACAUAGACAAACGACUGAAGGAAAAUGGACACAUGGUUAUUGUGAUGGCCGAAGGCGCGGGACAAGAACUCAUGUCCAAGAGCAUCCAAUCCCUGGACAAUCAUAAGGAUGCUUCUGGCAACAAGCUCCUCCAAGACGUUGGCCUCUGGAUCUCCCAGAGCAUUAAGGAUCAUUUUUCCCAACGGGGUAAGAUGGCCAUAAACCUCAAAUACAUAGACCCUACGUAUAUGAUCCGUGCUGUACCAAGCAUCGCCUCUGACAAUGUUUACUGCACCCUUCUCGCUCAAAGCGCGGUUCACGGAACAAUGGCCGGCUACACAGGCUUCACUGUUGGACUCGUCAAUGGAAGACAAACCUACAUACCUUUUUAUAGAAUUACAGAGAAGCAGAACAAUGUCGUGAUAACCGAUCGGAUGUGGGCGAGGCUCUUGUCUUCGACCAACCAGCCUAGCUUCUGGAGCCCCAAAGACGUGAUCGAGCACAAAAGAGAAGAAGAGCCGCCGGCGGAGUUGCUGGAUGACCAAAACUUCAUCAAGGACGACUUGGUCGGCAUCGGGAAAGAGACCGGUUAAAGCUAUGCCGAUAAUUCAGCGAGCACGUAUAUUAAUUUGUCUGUAAUACAUUGAUUGCCAACUCCAACUCGUCAGUUUGUAAAUAGUUAUACACGAUGUCGUAGUCGGUGCUUGCUCGGUGUAAUUUCUUAGCGAUUGAGUCGCAAUGAAGUGAUAUCUCGCGAAUCCUCUAAUUCCUGAAA
Molecule: messenger RNA, 2032 nt
Organism: Rhodamnia argentea
Lineage: Eukaryota; Viridiplantae; Streptophyta; Magnoliopsida; Myrtales; Myrtaceae
Product: ATP-dependent 6-phosphofructokinase 3-like
Exons: 13
Coding region: 231-1850 (539 amino acids)
Biological process (GO): glycolytic process; fructose 6-phosphate metabolic process
Cellular component (GO): cytoplasm
Molecular function (GO): ATP binding; 6-phosphofructokinase activity
Source: RefSeq, a predicted model, not a curated record